AUGGCUGGCGGACGCCCACCCUACGUUCCAGCGCAGGAGGAUGUUAAGGAUACGUACAUGGAUCCGCAGUAUAUCCCGUGCGGUGACUACACUGUAGCGCAAAUCAAUCCAGGCUCCCUUGAAUCCAACGUCUGUGAAGCAUGGACACUCAUCCUGAAAGAUGUCUUCAGCAUCUAUCAAGGCUUCAUGGUCAACCAUGACGCCGACGUCCAAGGCCAAAAGAUCGAUAUGGAGGUUUGCCACUUGAAGAAUCAUCGAAGGCUUAACUUUCUUGCUCUUGUCCUUAAGCGAUAUUCAUCCUCGAAUUCGGAUCAAGCAAUGGCGGAUGCCGAAACUCAGUUGAAAGGGCACCUGGAAUCUCUGGGUCACACACAGGAGGGUAGGCUAUGGAGUGCGCUGUGUAUUGGCAAGGGUGUUCGAAUUUACCGAUGCAGCAAGGAAAGCGGCAAGGCUGAACUCUUUGCACUUCACGAUGGCGUGCUGCGGAUUGACCGUCAACCCCAGACAGUCAAACAGUGGCUGCAGCAUAUCAGGUCAAUCGUCAUGUCAUAG
Molecule: messenger RNA, 552 nt
Organism: Fusarium subglutinans
Lineage: Eukaryota; Fungi; Ascomycota; Sordariomycetes; Hypocreales; Nectriaceae
Exons: 2
Coding region: 1-552 (183 amino acids)
Source: RefSeq, a predicted model, not a curated record